Bipolaris victoriae FI3 is the source of this 1353-nucleotide messenger RNA. RefSeq lists its product as hypothetical. NCBI's taxonomy places the organism in Eukaryota, Fungi, Ascomycota, Dothideomycetes, Pleosporales, Pleosporaceae. The record is from RefSeq and is a predicted model, not a curated record. Bases 1 to 1353 code for a protein of 450 amino acids. The transcript has a single exon. Gene Ontology annotation, molecular function: cyclin-dependent protein serine/threonine kinase activity; ATP binding. Gene Ontology annotation, biological process: protein phosphorylation; regulation of mitotic cell cycle. Gene Ontology annotation, cellular component: nucleus.
AUGGCGUCCCGCUGGGCAAACGACGAAGCAGACAAGGCCGAAGAGCUACGCCGAAAGAAAGAAAAGGAAGAGAAGAAGCGCCUAAAAUUGCAGAAACAACAGCAAGAAGCAGAGGCGGCAGCGCGCGUGGUGCAAGAAGCAGCAGAUUCGCGUCCCGCGAAGCGUAGAAGACUGUCAACAGGCGAUGAUGAUGAACAAGUACCCAAAGAAAAUGAGACUCAAGAAGAGCGAACACUACUGCGCUUCGAGGGUGGAGGCUGGACCUCAUGCCGACACACAUCCAACUUUGAGACUCUGAACCACAUUGAAGAAGGCUCGUAUGGCUGGGUUUCACGAGCGCGUGAUAUAACCUCCAACACCGUGGUGGCUUUGAAGAAAGUGAAGAUGGACUACAACCAAGACGGGUUCCCCAUUACAGCCCUACGCGAAAUCUCGAUUCUCCAACGUUGUCGACACAAUAACAUUGUCAAUCUCCACGAGAUACUCUCAGGCGACGAUCCCCAGGAAUGCGUCUUGGUCAUGGAGUUCCUCGAACACGACCUCAAGACGCUGCAGGAAGACAUGAGCGAGCCAUUCAUGGCAUCCGAAGUCAAGACGCUGUUGCGUCAACUGGUUUCCGGAGUCGGAUAUCUACACGAAAACUUCAUCAUGCACCGGGAUCUCAAGACAUCAAACAUUCUGCUCAACAACAGAGGACAGCUCAAGAUUGCAGACUUUGGCAUGGCACGGCAUGUCCCGCCUUCUAACGCGCCUCUCACACAACUCGUGGUCACGCUCUGGUACCGGGCGCCCGAACUGCUUCUUGGCACCCGGGACUACGGGACUGAAGUCGACAUGUGGAGCAUUGGCUGUAUAUUCGGGGAGCUGUUGGCCAAAGAGCCCUUGCUGCAAGGCAAGAAUGAAGUCGACGAGCUCUCGCUCAUUUUCUCGCUGUGCGGAUUACCCUCUGAGAAGACGUGGCCGCAAUUCUACCGGCUGCCCAAUGCAAAGAGCCUCAAGAUGCCCCGAGACCACCGCAAUGUACCUGGCUUUAAUCGUGCAAAGUUCCCCUUUCUCACGGCCUCGGGCGUAGAUCUGCUUUCUUCAUUGCUCACGCUCAAUCCGGAAUACAGGCCAACGGCGAAGGAGAUCCUGGCCCACCCGUAUUUCAAAGAGCAGCCAAAGCCUAAGCCCACAGAGAUGUUCCCCACGUUUCCCAGUAAGGCCGGGCAGGAGAGAAGGCGAAAGAAGAGCCCAAAUGCGCCAAAGAGGGGUGAGGCGCCUGGCAUGCAGAGUAGUCUGGAUUUUAGUAGCAUUUUCAGGGCGAGGGAAGACGAAGAAAAAGGGGCCGGGUUUCAACUGAAGAUGACUUGA